Mesocestoides corti is the source of this 731-nucleotide messenger RNA. The record is from the annotation of a GenBank genome assembly. Lineage: Eukaryota; Metazoa; Platyhelminthes; Cestoda; Cyclophyllidea; Mesocestoididae.
AAAUUUCGUUGCGUCUGAUGUACCUCGUUAUCGCGUAUUUGUCGGCAACUUGCCGAAGAACUCACUUCAAUCUUACAUUGAGAGGAUAUUUGAGGGCUGCAAGGUUCGACUUGGCACACAUUACCGCUACCAUCCUUCAGAUAUCCGAAAUCCAAAUGAUCAGGAACCCAGAGACUGACGAGUUCAGAGGUUUCGCGUAUGUUGAACUGAAGGACGAGGAGUCCUAUGAACGCGCACUGUCAUUUGACGGAACGCUUGUGAACGGUAAAGAAAUCCGAGUGAACAAUGCCGAAAGGCGAGGGAACCAAGGCCGAGGCGGUCGCGGUCGGGGUGGAGGCGGCGGCGGCGGCGGCGGUGGUCCUCGUGACUUUAACGGUCGUAACAGCAACGUGCGUGGUGGUGGUCGGCCAGGCGGCUUUGGUGGUGGUGGCCACGGUGGUGGUGGCGGUGGUGGCUUCGAAAAUCGCCCGCGCCCUGGUGGUUAUCGUCCGCGAGUGCAGCCUGGCGCGGGCGGUUUCCAAGACAUCCGUCGUCCCACCCCACCACCGAGUAACCGAUCAGCCGGUUUCGUAAUACCCCCACCAAAUUUGGAUGCAGCUGACCGCCCCCGCAUCUCCAUCAAGCCCCUACUGAAUCCAUUAGAUGUAAAGAAUGAGGACCGCGAACUUUCAGAACGCUCCAAAGCCAUCUUUGGAGUUGGUAAACCUCGACAGGCCAGUCCGCCGCGGUAA